Molecule: messenger RNA, 2513 nt
Organism: Cucumis sativus (cucumber)
Lineage: Eukaryota; Viridiplantae; Streptophyta; Magnoliopsida; Cucurbitales; Cucurbitaceae
Exons: 9
Coding region: 479-2260 (593 amino acids)
Source: RefSeq, a predicted model, not a curated record
CAACCGCUGGAUCACUUCCAUAUCAAAUCAACAAAAACUAAAUUUAAAUUGAGUGCCAAAGUUGAUUAAUUUGGUAUUGUGAUCCCAGAUUAUUCUCAAUUUCAAAAAACCUAGAUUCAUUCAUUCAUUCCCUCCUUCUAAUCUAUCUGCUUCCCAAUCUCUCCCUAAAAAACAAUUCUCUUUUUCUUCGUUUAUUCCCAAGCAACAUCCCCUUAGAUAUAGGGGAUUUGAUCCUGCUCCUACCCAAACUCCUAACUAGUAUUCAUGUUGUGAAAUCUCAAACUACAUUUGGGUUUACAAAGACUAGCGUAAUUUUGAAGAACCCAGAGAGUUUGGGGUUGAUUUUUUUUAGAGGAGGGUAUUGAAAUCUUUGAGCUUUGAAGCACAAAUUAGAGAGGUUUUGUUUUUCCUUGGUGGGUUUGUUGUGGACGAGAUUAUAAAGGGUUAUGAGAAGAGCACAUGUUAGUUUGGAGAAACAAUGACUGGAGGGUCAUUGGGACUUCGCUCAGGGAGUUACGGGGCAUUGGAUAAACAGUUGAAUAACGUAGUUUCACCGAUCCAAACAGCUCGUAAGCCUUCCAAAAUGAUGAAGGAGAAGGAUUAUCUGUUUCCUUGGAUCUGUAAGUUCGUCGGUAGAAAGAAGGUUGGGAUGCUGCUUCUUUGUGUUGUUUCUGCUGCGGUUUUCUUAUGGGUACUCUACGUGGGCAAAGGUGAGGAUACUCGAGAAGGACAGCAUAUCCAACGUGUCAGUAUCAACAAUAGUAUAGUUAUGACUUUCAGGGAAUCUUCAGCUGAAGAUAUUAUGGAUAAUAGUAGUAGUUCUAUGGCAAAGGGGAUAGAGACAUCUUCAUUGGCUCCACCUCCACCUCCGCCUCCGCCUCCGCCUCCGCCUCCUCCUCCUCCUCCUCCUCCACCAGCACUUUUCCUAGGUUACACUCUUCCACCAGGACACCCAUGUAACAAUUUUGCAUUGCCUCCCCCACCUGCAGAUAAAAAGAGAACUGGUCCGAGACCAUGUCCAGUAUGUUACCUUCCCGUGGAAGAAGCUGUUGCCUUGAUGCCAAAUGCCUCGUCAGAUUCACCCGUUCUUAAAAAAUUGGAUUAUAUUUAUGAGGAAAAUUUAAGAAGAGAGACAGAGUUUGGAGGUUCAGACUUUGGUGGAUAUCCUACUAUAGCUCAGAGGACAGAUUCUUUUGACAUAAGGGAGUCGAUGAGGGUUCAUUGUGGGUUUGUUGGAGGAAUCAAACCUGGUCGUAACACAGGUUUUGAUAUCAAUGAUGAUGACCUUCAUGAUAUGGAACAGUGUCGUGGUGUAGUUGUUGCAUCUGCAAUAUUUGGAAAUUUUGAUGUCAUAAAUCAGCCAACGAACAUUAGUGAAUAUGCCAAGAACACUGUUUGCUUCUUCAUGUUUAUUGAUGAAGAGACAGAAGCAUCAUUAAAGGAAACUGGUAUCCUGGAAAGCAGCAAGAAAAUUGGUUUAUGGAGAAUUAUUGUGGUCCAUAACUUACCUUACAAAGAUGCACGGCGUACUGGAAAAAUUCCUAAACUUCUGGUCCACAGAAUGUUUCCCAAUGCUCGGUAUUCUCUAUGGAUUGACGGCAAACUUGAGCUUGUUGUGGACCCAUAUCAACUUCUUGAAAGGUUCUUAUGGAGAAAAAAUGCUACAUUUGCAAUUUCUAAACACUACAAACGCUUUGAUGUGUUUAUGGAAGCUGAUGCAAACAAAGCUGCCGGAAAGUAUGAUAAUGCUUCUAUCGACUUUCAGAUUGACUUUUAUGUGAAGGAAGGUUUGACUCCAUAUUCCGAAGCCAAGCUUCCCAUUACAAGUGAUGUUCCAGAGGGAUGCGUGAUACUAAGAGAGCAUGUACCCAUUAGCAAUUUGUUCAGUUGCCUUUGGUUCAAUGAAGUCGAUCGUUUUACAUCACGAGAUCAAAUUAGUUUUGCUACUGUGAGGGACAAAAUAAUGGCCAAAACAAAUUGGACAAUCAAUAUGUUCUUGGACUGUGAAAGACGCAAUUUCGUGAUUCAGAAAUAUCAUAGAGAUGUACUUGAACAGAAGGCUCAAUCUGCUCCCAUGGCUGUCCAUCCCCCACCACUUCCACCUUCUCCACCAUUUUCUGUACUUAAUCCCGUCAAUGAGUCAUCGUCCGAUAGAGUAUCAAGUUUACCAAGGAAGGCUUCCCCGAGGCGUAAUCGAGAGAGGAGGUCUAGGCGUCAUCGUAAAGUCGCUGCAGGUACAAAGGACAAUGAUUCGAGUUAAAGUUUUGUUCAGAAGAGUUACUUUUAUGCCUUUUCAACAACCCCAUUUAAAAUAUAUAUAUAUACACUGGGGCUAGGAUGGUUGUGCAGGAUGAGUGCUCUAAUUCUAUUUCCACAUAGUUCAUUUUCUCAUUCUUUCUUUUUCUUCUAUUGGACUUUCCAUUCAUUUUUCAUGUAUAUAGAGCAGACCAAACUAUAUCUAAUAAUAAUUGUUUUAUGGGUUGGUUCCAAAUUAUCAUCCCUUUUAUUACUUC